UGCCCGCGAGCGGGAGCCGGAGUCGCCGCCGCCCGAGCGCAGCAGAGCGCACGCCGAGCCCGUCGCCGCCAUGGCCACCACGGUGACUUGCACCCGCUUCACCGACGAGUACCAGCUCUACGAGGAUAUUGGCAAGGGGGCUUUCUCUGUGGUCCGACGCUGUGUCAAGCUCUGCACCGGCCACGAGUAUGCAGCCAAGAUCAUCAACACCAAGAAGCUCUCGGCCCGAGACCACCAGAAGCUGGAGAGGGAGGCUCGAAUCUGCCGUCUUCUGAAGCAUUCCAACAUCGUGCGUCUCCAUGACAGCAUCUCGGAGGAAGGCUUCCACUACCUGGUCUUCGACCUGGUCACUGGCGGGGAGCUCUUUGAAGACAUCGUGGCGAGAGAGUACUACAGCGAGGCGGACGCCAGUCACUGCAUCCAGCAGAUCCUGGAGGCGGUUCUCCAUUGCCACCAAAUGGGGGUCGUCCACAGGGACCUCAAGCCCGAGAACCUGCUCCUGGCCAGCAAGUGCAAAGGGGCCGCAGUGAAGCUGGCGGACUUUGGCCUGGCUAUCGAGGUACAGGGGGACCAGCAGGCAUGGUUUGGGUUCGCUGGCACGCCAGGCUACCUAUCCCCGGAAGUCCUGCGCAAGGAGGCGUACGGCAAGCCGGUGGACAUCUGGGCGUGCGGGGUGAUCCUCUACAUCCUGCUCGUGGGCUACCCGCCCUUCUGGGACGAGGACCAGCACAAGCUGUACCAGCAGAUCAAGGCCGGAGCCUAUGACUUCCCGUCCCCCGAGUGGGACACGGUCACUCCUGAAGCCAAAAACCUCAUCAACCAGAUGUUGACCAUUAACCCUGCCAAGCGCAUCACAGCGCACGAGGCGCUGAAGCACCCGUGGGUCUGCCAACGCUCCACCGUGGCCUCCAUGAUGCACAGGCAGGAGACGGUGGAGUGCCUGAAGAAGUUCAAUGCCCGGAGGAAGCUCAAGGGCGCCAUCCUCACCACCAUGCUGGCCACACGGAAUUUCUCAGUGGGCAGACAGACCACCGCUCCGGCCACAAUGUCCACCGCGGCCUCCGGCACCACCAUGGGGCUGGUGGAACAAGCCAAGAGUUUACUCAACAAGAAAGCAGACGGAGUCAAGCCCCAGACGAAUAGCACCAAAAACAGUGCAGCUGCCACCAGCCCCAAGGGGACACUUCCUCCAGCUGCCCUGGAGCCUCAAACCACCGUCAUUCAUAACCCAGUGGACGGGAUCAAGGAGUCAUCUGACAGCACCCACACCACCAUAGAGGAUGAAGACACAAAAGCCCCCAGGGUCCCCGACAUCCUGAGCUCCGUGAGGAGGGGCUCGGGGACCCCAGACGUCGAGGGCCCCCCGCCCUGCCUGUCUCCGGCUCCCAUUAGCCCCCUGCCCACCCCAUCCCCCCGGAUCUCUGACCUCCUGAGCUCCGUGAGGAGGGGCUCGGGGACCCCGGAAGCCGAGGGCCCCCUGCCCACCCCAUCCCCCAGGAUCUCUAACAUCUUGAACACGGUGAGGAGGGGUUCGGGGACCCCAGAAGCCCAGGGCCCCCCACCCUGCCCGUCUCCGGCUCUCCCAGGCCCCCCACCCACCCCGACGAGGAAGCAGGAGAUUAUUAAGAUCACCGAGCAGCUCAUCGAGGCCGUCAACAACGGGGACUUCGAGGCCUACGCGAAAAUCUGCGACCCAGGCCUGACCUCCUUUGAGCCCGAAGCCCUGGGCAAUCUGGUUGAAGGAAUGGACUUCCACAGAUUCUACUUUGAGAAUUUGCUCGCCAAGAACAGCAAGCCGAUCCACACAACCAUCCUGAACCCGCACGUGCACGUCAUCGGCGAGGACGCCGCCUGCAUCGCCUACAUCCGCCUGACGCAGUACAUCGACGGGCAGGGCCGGCCCCGCACCAGCCAGUCCGAGGAGACCCGCGUGUGGCACCGCCGAGAUGGCAAGUGGCAGAACGUGCACUUCCACUGCUCGGGGGCACCCGUGGCCCCGCUGCAGUGAAGAGCUGCGGCCGGUUUCGCGGGACAGACUCGGUGUUCGGAGCCCAGCUGCCCUCGGGCGCGGCCUGCCUGUCGCAUGUUUGUGUCUGCCUCGUUCCUCCCCUGGCGCCUGUGUCUGCAGAAAACCAAGACCAGAUGAUUUCUUUUUAAAAACCAGAUGACGACGACAACCACACACACACACACACACACACACACACACACACACACCUGAUGUUGGAUGAAAUGGG
Molecule: messenger RNA, 2237 nt
Organism: Phacochoerus africanus (Common warthog)
Lineage: Eukaryota; Metazoa; Chordata; Mammalia; Artiodactyla; Suidae
Gene: CAMK2B
Product: calcium/calmodulin dependent protein kinase II beta
Exons: 24
Coding region: 71-2008 (645 amino acids)
Biological process (GO): protein phosphorylation
Cellular component (GO): neuron projection; cytoplasm
Molecular function (GO): ATP binding; calmodulin binding; calcium/calmodulin-dependent protein kinase activity
Source: RefSeq, a predicted model, not a curated record